GGUACCACCGGCGUCAGUAUUGCCUCGGUAUUAAGCUUCUUCACGUGGAGCUCUGCAAAGAUAUAUUUAUAUGUUGCUCUAACCAUCAUGGUUCGCGAGGAGUCAUUCAUGCUCCUGCUCCCCCUCUCCUAAGAAAAUUGCCUCUAAGAGCAAACAAAACACGCCAAGGACAAUCGAUAUACAUAUAAACACAAUUGUACACAAGCCUCAGAAAUCGACAUGUCCUGAUUUUGUAUCACAAAUGGCCUAAAUGUCGACCACCUACAUCACAGCGCCGCAAUUUCACAACACGUCCUUUAGGGGCUGGAAUCGUAACCGGCUACUACGCCGUCGCAUCAAGGGCACUCCUGCACCAUUAGAUAUCAAGGAGUAUCGUUUGGAUCCCGCCAAGUGGACCAACGGACUCGGUCCAUUGAAGAAACGGCGCGGAUCCAGACACGCCGGCGUCGACGUCGGAUUGACGAUAGACGCCAUCCUGGGCCAGAACAAGGACGAGCUCAUCUGUCUCGUCUGCAGGCAGUUCAUCGAGGACUGCGAUGCGGAAAACGACGGCGAGGACGACGACUGCUACCUGAUCUGGCGACGUGGUCCCGCGCGCCGCCUCUACAAGUCCAUCGAGAUUCGCGACACGGGAAUAUCCAUGGGCAACGGCGCCUACGUGAAGCCGGGAUGCCGGAUCGAGAAGUGGAAAUGGCUGGGUGAGUACCUUGGUGAACUGCUCCCGUUGGGAACCGCUAAUAUCCACGUGCCUGGUCUGUACACGUUCGAGAUCGCAGGCAUCGCGAGGGUUUGUGCUCAGACGCACGGGAAUCUGACCCGGUUCUUCAACCAUAGCUGUGACAACAACGUCGAGGUAAGAGUCGAGUGUGUUGGCGGGAGGCAGAUUGUCGCGUUUCAGGCAAAGAGAGACAUCGAGGAGAACGAGCAGAUCUUCAUUGACUAUGGGCCGGACUACUUUAGAGAUACUGGCUUGAGAUGUGUUUGCGGUUCGGUGGCUUGCCGGUACAAGGGCGCUGCCGGCAGGAAGAGAAAGAGAUAGCUUUGAAAAAGACGUGGUAAUAGAGGUAAGUCGGCGAUACUCAUCUCAAGUUUGAUAUGUUUUGAAUGGUAGGCGAUGUCUGAAAAGUAUAAAGCUCAUGUUGAUUUCCGAUUUGUGACGAGUUUUGGAAGUCCAUUAUCAGGACUCACGACUCC
Truncatella angustata is the source of this 1194-nucleotide messenger RNA. RefSeq lists its product as uncharacterized. Gene Ontology annotation, molecular function: p53 binding; protein-lysine N-methyltransferase activity; histone methyltransferase activity. The record is from RefSeq and is a predicted model, not a curated record. The transcript has 3 exons. Bases 251 to 1039 code for a protein of 262 amino acids. Lineage: Eukaryota; Fungi; Ascomycota; Sordariomycetes; Amphisphaeriales; Sporocadaceae.